AAAGUCGACGCUUAUCGUCAUAUUGCACAAAGUGUCAAACUUAAACUUAUCUCGACAAUAAGUACAGUCUACCUUCUUAUCGGUUGGAAAAAAUGAAAUUGAGACCCGUAACUCGUGUGCACGAUAAAACUUUUAGUGUUCAAAAAUAAAUUAGUCGGUGUGAGUUUAUGGAUAUUUUAGACGGAGAAAAAUAAAUCAGCACUGAGAAUGCCUGAAAAAUUGGACUACGUUACGACCCUAACACCUGAAAUCAUCGAGCGAGCCGAAAAAGAACUUGGAGAAGAUGAGCAUCGGCGAACUGAAAGUGUUUUGGCCCUACGCGAAUGGGCUAAAAAGCAACCUCAUUUACAGGCAAUGCCUUUAGAUGCCAAAUUCCUGCUGAGAUUUUUGCGCGGCUGCAAAUACAGCGUGGAGACCGUGAAAAAGAAGUUGGACUUGACAUUGACAUUGCGCACGGCUCUUCCGGAAUUUUUCGACGGAUGGGAUCCAAUGUCACCUCAAAACCAAGCGAUUCUUAGCUUAGGAGGAACUUUUCCUCUUCCGGGGUAUGACCAUUUAGGUCGUAAAGUGUUAUUUGGUCGACCCGGGGUUGCUGAUCCAAAUAAGUUUAAGUUUGAGGAUAUCCAACGAGUUGGUCUCAUGAUUUCAGAGCUGUUGUGUGAUGAGGAUGAGCAGCUGUUCAUCACUGGAAUGGUCGUUCUCGUCGACUUGGAAGGCUUCACCAUGAGCCACGUCACUUCGACUCCAAUUGCCAUGAUGAAAAAAUUAAUGCCUUGUUUUGAGGAUGCAGCACCCAUCCGUCCAAAGAGUAUGAACUACAUUCAUAAUGCGUCCAUCUUCACCGUGAUUAACAAUCUCUUUUCGGGCCUCAUGAAAGAGAAAAUGAGAAAAAGAUUGCACAUGCACGGAGACGACAUGGAAUCGCUCUACAAAGAAAUACCCAAAGAAAUUCUCCCCAAAGACUAUGGAGGUGAAAACUCGUCAAUUGCAGAGCUCACUGCUGUUUGGAAAAAGAAAUGCGAGGAUCGUCGAGAAUUUCUGAUUGCUUCAUCCAAAAUGAGGUCGGAUGAAUCCAAACGUCCCGGUAAACCAAAAACGUCCGACGAACUUUUUGGGAUUGAAGGAUCCUUCCGGAAACUUAACGUCGAUUGAAAAUGACACUUUCACCACCCCCCUUUGACUUAGACUUGAAAUAAAUCUAAUAAUUUUUCAAUAAUCUAAAUAUUUUUCAAACUGAAAUGAAUAACAUGUUUUUGUUUUUGAAUUCUUUACGCCGACGAUAAUAAUUUCAAAUAAAUAUUAACGGAUGAGUUUGUCAUAGGA
This is a messenger RNA of Daphnia pulex (common water flea), 1323 nucleotides long. RefSeq names its product alpha-tocopherol transfer protein-like. Lineage: Eukaryota; Metazoa; Arthropoda; Branchiopoda; Diplostraca; Daphniidae. Bases 208 to 1152 code for a protein of 314 amino acids. The record is from RefSeq and is a predicted model, not a curated record. Gene Ontology annotation, molecular function: phosphatidylinositol bisphosphate binding. The transcript is spliced from 8 exons. Gene Ontology annotation, cellular component: membrane.